This is a messenger RNA of Saccostrea echinata, 1267 nucleotides long. RefSeq names its product GPN-loop GTPase 2-like. The transcript has 3 exons. Bases 92 to 991 code for a protein of 299 amino acids. The record is from RefSeq and is a predicted model, not a curated record. Gene Ontology annotation, cellular component: cytoplasm. Gene Ontology annotation, molecular function: GTPase activity. NCBI's taxonomy places the organism in Eukaryota, Metazoa, Mollusca, Bivalvia, Ostreida, Ostreidae.
UUGUAGUUUGGAGGUAUAUACCUCUAGUUCGCGUAUAAAUCAGGAAUGAUGUAGGCAUAAUACAUAUUUUUGUGUUUAAAGGUUUUACACAAUGUUCGGACAAGUAGUUAUUGGGCCUCCAGGAUCUGGAAAAACCACCUAUUGUCAUGGCAUGUCCGAAUUUUUAUCGGCCUUUGGAAGAGAGGUGGCAGUCAUCAACCUAGAUCCUGCUAAUGACCAUCUUCCCUACAAAUGUGACGUAGAUAUAUCGACUUUAAUAACCCUCUCUGAUGUCAUGGAUUCCUUAAAACUCGGACCUAAUGGUGGCCUUAUCUAUUGCAUGGAAUACUUGGAGCAAAACAUUGAUUGGCUCCAGAAUGAGCUAGCAAAACUUAAAAACAAGUACUUGUUGUUCGAUUUCCCAGGACAAGUUGAAUUAUACACACAUUACAAAUGUGUUCGCAAUAUUCUAGCUAGGUUGCAGAAAUGGGACUAUCGCCUUGUAGCUGUGCAUCUUGUCGAUUCUCAUUAUUGUAGUGAUGCAUCAAAGUUCAUCUCAGUGUUAUUAACUUCUCUGUCUACCAUGCUACAGCUAGAACUUCCACAUGUUAAUGUUCUGUCAAAAUGUGACUUGAUAGAGAAGUUUGGAAAGCUCUCAUUCAACCUGGAUUUUUAUACAGAUGUGUUGGAACUUGGCUAUCUAUUGGAUGAAUUUAAAGCUGACAAAUCACUGCAGAAGUAUAAGAAAUUAAAUUCAGCUCUGAUUGAUCUAGUACAAGACUACAGUCUGGUCUCAUUUGUUCCACUCAAUGUAGAGGACAAAGAAUCAAUGCUGCGAGUCAUGAGGCAGGUGGACAAGGCCAAUGGUUAUGUGUUUGGGGACCUAGAAGAAAGAGACAUUCAAUCCAUGAUGUCCUGUGCUGUUCAGGCAGAGUUUGAAUACGAGAAAAUCAAAGACGUUCGAGAGAAAUACAUGGACACAGAUACAGGAGAAAUUAGGGAUGACAGUUAAAGGAAAAUGAGAACAAAAUUCAUCUUUAUUUUAGCUCACAGUGUUUCAAGCAAUCACAACAAUAAAGAUGUGAACAUUAAAUGAACUUUAUAUCACAUUCACAGUAGAACAGUUUAAUUGCUGAGUACCGGUAUUAUUUAUUGUUUACAUAACUACAAGUUUUCUAUUUGGAAUAGGGUCACAGAUCCUGAAUACUGUCCUAUGGCAUAUAUCAGGGUUUUGUUUAGAGGAUUGUCAUCUCUGCUGAUGAAUCUGAAAAUAUAAAGAAUUUUUUUU